This is a messenger RNA of Ectocarpus sp. CCAP 1310/34, 3107 nucleotides long. Lineage: Eukaryota; Phaeophyceae; Ectocarpales; Ectocarpaceae. The record is from the annotation of a GenBank genome assembly.
GCACAGCCAAUCUUUGAUGUCCUGACUACUGACUGUACUUCCGCUGUUUAGGUUGGGAACUCUCGUGCUCUGGUUUGUACUGCAGCACGGACGGUGCACGGACAACACGAACGAUGGUCCACGUGAACAUGGGGUUGCUCCUGGCUGUACUUGCGGGUGUAGCCCUGGGAGCCUCCGCCGGAAAAGGCGGCGGCGCCUCGCGGAGAGGUGUCAACCCGCGCCGCUUGGAAGAAGAAACGCUCAUCCUCAACGAAGAAUUUGACAGCUUCAACCUUGAUCUUUGGCAACACGAGAUCACCAUGGGAGGAGGAGGGAACUGGGAGUUCCAGAUGUACGGCAACAACCGGACCAACUCUUACGUGGAGGACGGCAAGCUCUUUCUGCAACCCACGCUGACGUCGGACUAUAUGGGGGAAGAACAGGUGAGCGGGGUGUCCCCGACGACCUUCGACAUGUGGGGUUUGGUGCCCGCCGAUCAGUGCACGAGCAACAUGUUCUACGGCUGCUCUCGCGCGAGCAACAUGGCCGCCCGGAUAGCCAUCAACCCAGUGAUGUCAGCGAGGGUGAGGACCGCGGGGACGUUUUCGUUCCGCUACGGUCGCAUGGAGGUCAAGGCCAAGCUUCCCAAGGGAGACUGGCUUUGGCCGGCGAUCUGGCUUCUCCCCGAGCAAAACGUAUACGGGCAGUGGCCGGCCUCCGGGGAAAUCGACGUCAUGGAGUCGAGGGGUAACUCGGCUUCUUACGCGUCGGGUGUAGACGGCGUCGGAGGCGUGAACUCGGCUUCGAGCGCGUUCCACUGGGGGCCCCACUACAGCAUGGAUUCGUGGGACGAGACAUACGGUGUUUACACCCUGGACGAGGCGGAAGGAACCUUCAACGACGAUUUCCACACCUUCGGCUUGUACUGGGACGAGAACGAGAUGUACACGUACAUCGACGACGACUCGAACCGUUUGCUGACGGUAGACUUCGGAGCCGAGUCCGAAGAGGACGGUUUCUGGGAAAAAGGGCACUUUGAAGAGCGGUUCCCCGGGGUCGAGAACCCGUGGAAGGGGGCGAAACCCAUCGCGCCGUACGACCAGAAGUUCUAUGUGGUGAUGAACGUAGCCGUGGGCGGAGUGUCGGGAUUCUUCCCCGACGGAGUGGGAGGGAAAAUGUGGCACAACAAGGACAGCGACGCCGCCAUGAAGUUUCACGAGGCCACGCACGACUGGCACAGCACCUGGGACGGCAAGGAUUCCGCUCUUCAGAUUGAAUCCCUCAAGGUCUGGCAGACGAACGCCGACUACUUCAUGGACGCCCGCGCCGCCGCCCGUGCCGGCGCCAUUCCCUCCUCCGGGGACAAGUGGGAGUCUUCCCCGCCUUCUUUCGUGGGAGAGGAUGACGCGGGUUCAUCUGUAGGCGGCGGCGGCGGUGCGGUAAUGCUCUACGUCGGGUGUUCGCUCUUGGGCGGCGUGCUGGGAGGAGCGGCGGUGGGGUGGUGGCUGGGCAACAGGGACUCGAGGAACCGGUCGAGGGUGUACGAGAAGAUCAACGGCAGCGGCGCCGCGCCGCCGGCGCUGUAGAAGCAGGUUUUUGGUCCUGCAUCAAAACCCAGAAGCAGCGGGAAGUCUUGCUUACCGCACGGAACAGAUUUUAGCGGCGGCAGCAGCAGCAGGUGUCUGGUUCUAUAUCAACAUGCGGCAGCGUAUCUCUCUUUGUACAUAGACGGACCAGACUUUAGUGAUGAUCCACCUGGAAUGGUCGCAGUGUUGGUGAGUGACAAAAAGUGACGCCCUCCCUAUGGAAGAGGCCGCAGCCAGAGUAGCUGCAGGAAAGGUGUGUGUUUUUGGCUGGGACGGGGAAAAGAGUACGGGAGUUGCACGUGCUCGAUCGUGGGAGUUAGAGGUUGUUUUUCAGCAACUACAAUCAGGUUUGUUCACAAGCAGUGCUGUUGCUCUUGAGAGAGAUAGGGGCACCGCGAGAGAAGGUAGAAGCGAGUGUUUGUGUUAUGUACGGAGGGCGGUGGCGUGACUUGACUGGUUCUGUGGGCUUUUGGUGCGCCCUCCUCCUCCUUCCCUUUCCUACCCUCCGAAUGGGCAGGGACGCCACGAAGCGUCUACUUAUCUUGCUAGGGCGAUAGUUGUUAGGUUAGAGGAGAUGCAUUGAGACCACAACAAGGGAUAUGUUCUUCAAGUCUACGACGAUUGGUUGCCCUGGGUGUGUGACGAACAUGGGGGCGGGGGGCGGCACUUGUGGGGGGGUGGUAAGGGAUUAUGGCGUGCGCGUGCGUGCUUCGUCCUUUGCGUGGUGGCUUUUUGCGAAGGAGAUUUGUGGACUAGACCAUCUCGUGUAUGCUGUCAGUCUGUUAUCGAAAAUUCAUGGUCUGGGGAGAAGACGAGGGAACGACAACGAACGAGGUCUCAGGGAAAGAUGCAGAGAGAAAAAUCUCGGUUUCGAAAAACAGCAACAAAAGUACUUGUAGCGAAAGCUACUUGCAGAUAUAUCGGAUACACGUAGGUUCAAAUCCCUUUCACGAAGAUUACAUUGCUGUUUUGGGAUGAUUUUUCCUCCGCAAAACUGCUGGUCUCUUGGGUUGGUGUUGACACGUGCGAGCCUCUCGCUUGCUUUUGCCUUGCGGGUUGACAGCUGUGAAUACGGGCGUAUCUACGUGAGCUUAAUCAGGGAGUUGCAGGAGGGGGGCGGGGCUCGUUGCGGUAAAGGGCGCCGGGGGUGAACUUCUUCCCCCCCGGGAAAACGGGCUGGCUUGCACUCCUUCGUGGUACAUGUUUGUAGGUCGGGUACCUGGAGUUCGGCAGGGGAUCUUUGUGUGGUGGAGUGGAGUGAUAUCGAUGACAUCCGUGGAUAAUUUUUAAGGUCGAACGCAUGAGGGAGUAAAAUAGAACGGUGUUUGCGUUCGUUGUUUCAGGCAUUCGUUCGUCCCAGCGGUCGGUGGCGUCGGUGAUGUCUCCUGCCACCGCGGGCGCUUGUCGAGCGGUAUGGGCGAUUUGGUAGUGUGGUGACUGACGUCGCCCUGCUCUGUGAAAGAAAUCGUAGGCUACAAGAAGUCGACUUGGUUUUUGGAAACGAAGCAUACAUGCACUAGAAAAAUAACGGAGAUGAAGACC